Messenger RNA from Pelodiscus sinensis (Chinese soft-shelled turtle), 3994 nucleotides. Lineage: Eukaryota; Metazoa; Chordata; Testudines; Trionychidae. The record is from RefSeq and is a predicted model, not a curated record.
UGAAUCCCUCUUGGUAACGCAGAGAAAGGAUCAUCAUGCCGACUGUGGUGGUGAUGGACGUGUCGCUCUCCAUGACCCGGCCUAUUUCCGUGGAGGGCUCUGAAGAGUAUCAGCGGAAACACCUGGCUAUCCAUGGACUGACCAUGUUGUUUGAGCACAUGGCCACCAAUUACAAACUUGAGUUUACAGCCUUGGUGGUCUUCUCAUCACUUUGGGAGUUGAUGGUUCCCUUUACAAGAGAUUACAACACACUUCAGGAAGCCCUCAGUAACAUGGAUGAUUAUGACAAAACAUGCUUAGAAUCGGCACUGCUUGGAGUUUGUAAUGUAGUGCAGCAAGAAUGGGGUGCCGCUAUUCCCUGCCAGGUUGUUCUAGUAACUGAUGGCUGUUUAGGUAUUGGCAGAGGCUCUCUGCGGCACUCCUUAGCAACUUGCAACCAACGAAAUGACAGCAGUCGAUUUCCACUGCCUUUCCCUUUCCCAUCCAAGUUAUACAUCAUGUGCAUGGCUAAUCUAGAAGAGCUCCAAAGCUCAGAUUCUUUAGAUUGUCUGGAACGACUUAUAGAUUUAAAUAAUGGGGAAGGACAGAUUUUUACCAUCGAUGGACCCCUUUGCUUGAAGAAUGUACAGUCCAUGUUUGGAAAACUAAUAGACCUGGCUUAUACACCAUUCCAUGCGGUUCUCAAAUGUGGCCACUUAACAUCUGAUGUGCAAGUAUUUCCCAGACCAGAACCUUUCAUUAUAGAUGAGGAAAUAGAUCCCAUCCCCAAAGCUAUUAAUACAGAUCUAGAAAUUGUUGGUUUUAUAGAUAUAGCUGAUAUUUCUAGCCCUCCCGUAUUAUCCAGACACUUGGUACUGCCCAUUGCACUCAACAAAGAAGGUGACGAGGUGGGUCCGGGGAUCACUGACGACACUGAGGAUGAGAAUUCAGCUAAUCAGAUUGCUGGGAAAAUACCCAACUUCUGUGUGCUACUGCAUGGGAGCCUAAAAGUGGAAGGCAUGGUGGCCAUUGUUCAGUUCGGGCCUGAAUGGCAUGGGAUGCUGUAUUCCCAAGCCGAUAGUAAGAAGAAAUCAAACCUCAUGAUGUCUCUUUUUGAACCUGGUCCUGAGCCCCUGCCUUGGCUCGGGAAAAUGGCACAGCUUGGGCCUAUUUCAGAUGCUAAAGAAAAUCCUUAUGGUGAAGACGACAAUAAGAGCCCUUUCCCUUUACAACCCAAAAACAAGCGUAGUUAUGCACAGAAUGUCACUGUGUGGAUCAAACCAAGUGGCCUUCAGACGGAUGUACAGAAGAUCUUGAGAAAUGCAAGGAAGCUCCCUGAAAAAACUCAAACAUUCUAUAAAGAACUCAACCGUUUACGAAAGGCAGCCUUGGCUUUUGGGUUUUUGGACCUUUUGAAAGGAGUGGCGGAUAUGCUGGAAAGGGAGUGCACCCUGCUGCCUGAUACUGCUCAUCCCGAUGCAGCAUUUCAGCUUACCCAUGCUGCUCAACAACUCAAAGCAGCAAGUAAUGGGACCUCGGAAUAUGCCGCCUACGACCAUAACAUCACUCCACUGCAGACAGACUUCUCUGCUAGCAGCACUGAACGAAUAUGAGAUGCAGUUCUUAGAACGUCCUGUACUUUUAAAUCACAAGUGGUCCAAUUUUCCUCUAUUUGUUUUCUAGGACUGACUCAAAUACUGUUUGAAGAACUUUUUCUGUGCAAAUGGGGUUUCAAAUAGUCUAGUUUCUUAAUCUGGGAUUAACUCAUGGCUCUCAGUGGAUUUAACAUUUUAUCUAGAAAUUGUAUUUUUAAUGCCUCCUGAACAUCUCUCAGUGAGAAGGGAGGUUCUACAGUAUUGAUUGUUCAGGUGUGUGAAAGGAGAGAUGAGGAAAAUGUUGUCACAUGCUGACUGGUGACAGUAGCCUACAAUUAUCCACCCCCCUCCUUUUUUUUUUUUUUUUUUUGAAGACCAGUCAUUAGCUAACCUCAAACUUAACCCAUAACAAUUAGACGGGUGCACAAAAGUUUUGUGUAAAACUAUUCCUGAGACAGGGGUGUGUACUAGAACCUGGCUUUCAGAAAUGUCACCUAUGCCCAGCUGAAGACUGAGUGUAUGCUCAGUGCAUCUGGUCAGCUGGCAAUUUUUGGGUGGUGUCUCUAAAGAGUUAAAGCCUGCCUUUCAAAAUGUAAAGUUACAGGUCUCUCAUUUGCCUCGACAUUCAUACUUGAGAAAGUAACUUACAUUCUAGCAAGAGAAAUUGAUUUUUUAAUAAAAGUGUAAGAUAUUACAUUAACAAAAAGCUUUCAGUGGUUUUGAUUCAUUAACAAAAAAACAGCUAUGCAUUUUUAGCAUUAUAGAGGCUUAGACCUUCAUCAGGCCACUGCUUUAAGCCCCAACUUUCCUUCAUGAAGGUCAGCUAACAAUUGCUCUUGUUCGCUUGCAUAAGAGGCUGUACAACUAUGAAAGACUUUGCAUGUAAAUUUUUAUUAACAGAAAUACAUAUCUGUCUGCCUCCAGCAGGACAAGCAAACUCAGUAGUUGAAGAUCUGGGGCAAGUCACUUCAAAUACAGGCUGCAAUGCCUGUCCCAUGCCCUCAACACCAUGUAUUUUAUGAGUGUUUAAAGGCCCUUAAAGGAUGAAUGCUGUGUUAAGUUUUCAGUGUCCACAGUAGGCUAUUCAAUCCCUCAAUUCAUUGUCAAAUAGCUGUGUCUGUAGAAGUGAUACAGUGCAAAGUCAUUGUGUAAGUAGCCUGAAGAAGCUGGACAUGUGCUUUUUUUAGUCUCUCAUGUGGAAAGGUCCCUUUUAACACAUUUAGGUCAGACCCUAUGCUACAGUCCCAUGCCAGUCUAACAUCUCAGGGGAAAUCAUAUUCCAGAACAAUGCAGUUAUACCACCUAACCCUCUGCAUAGACAGCACUAUGUCUGUGAGAAAGUGUCUCCAAUCAACAUAGCUGCCACCUCUUGGGGAUGUGGAUUAACUAUACUGUCUGGCUAUGUCUAUACUGGUGCGAUCUUGCACAAAAGCAGCCACUCUUGCGCCAAAACUUGCUGCCUGUCUACCCUGGCCGCAAGUUGUGGUUUUUUUUUUUUUUUAAAAACACAGACUAUUUGGUGUCCAGGAGGUGGGCGGGCAUUAGCCCACCCACAUCUAAAGGACCGCCCCCCAGCCUGCAGGGAGGAUCCACAGAACCUGGAAAAACCAACUAAUUACUGGGGACAAAUAAUGGAAAAACAGAUAUGGGUGUGAGGGUCAAAGGGUUAAAACCAGGGAACCGGAUGGGGAUACCGAGCAGAGAACCCCAGACAGCGCCCACUAUGGCCGCGAGUUCUUGCACAAGAACACGGACGUUCUAAUGUAUGAAAUCAGUGCUUCUUGCGCAAGAAAGCCCUAUGGUUAAAAUGGCCAUUAGAGCUUUUUUGCGCAAGAGCGUCUACACUGGCACGGAUGCUCUUGCGCAAAGGCACAUGCCAGUGUAGACGCUCUUUUCUGGAAGAGUUUUUGCACAAGAACUCUUCUGCAAAAGAGUUCUUGCGCAAAAUCAUGCCAAUGCAGACGUAGCCACAGGAAUGAGGCACCUUAGAAACUACCAAAAACAUAUAUAGCAUCAUGAGCUUUCAUGAACAAAACCCACCUCCUCAGUCACUUCUCUGCAAAAACCUCAACUAAAUGUUCUCGCGUGAAGCUCACAAUAACAAUCACUAGGACAUUUUUCACAGUGAAAAAAUAUAGCAAAAUAGCUGAUAUGUUAGGAAUGGAGCAUGGAAAUUAGCUACUUUCCUGGAUAGUUAUUUUUUCCAGUGUUAUGCUUUCAAUAAACAAACCCAUACCAUGGACUGACAAUACACUGACCUCCUUAAACCAGGAACUGUGCUAGAGCUUUGGAAAUAACUUGCACAAAGUUUACAGUAGUUGCUGGGGGGGAGUAUUAGACUCAGCUGGGUCAACGGUGCAACUAAUUGCUCUGCAGACAAGGAUACAAUUAAGUUUAAAUCAGACUUUUACAUCGUUCUU